AUGACAUUUGACCCCGCGAUCCAGAUACGCAUACGAGAGCUAGAGGAUGACAUCCUUCUGCGCUUGACCGAGUCUUCUGGCGAUGUCACUGAAGAUCGAGCUCUUGUGGAAGGACUGGAAGAGUCGAAGAAACUAAGCAAAGGAAUUACCCAAAAGUUGGCUGAGAUGAAGGUGGCAACCGAGAAGAUCAUUUUCCUAUCCGAGGAAUACAGGGACGUCGCGAGGAGAGGCAGCCUGCUCUUCUUUGUUAUCACUGAUCUUCACAAGAUGAACUCUCUCUACGUGUACAGCCUGAACGCCUUCGUGGCGAUCUUCCAGUGUGGAAUAGACCUUGUGAACGAGGAAGCUCGCGGCAAGAAGCAAGGAUCGGUGAACAACGAAGGGUCGGCACCCCGAAAGAAACGACAAUCGCGGAUGCAAUCUUUCGGGUGGAACCAGGACUUGAUGCGGCAAUCGAUCGAAUUGAGCGAAGAUCAAGUGCGGAAAAGCGUCGGGGGCGUCGGCAACUUCCUGCACAUGGAAGAAAAUGACGAAAGCCCUGCUUCGCGAGACACGGUGGGGAUGGAUGUCCACGACGCUGAUUCGAUGCUUGGUUGUCAUCAUUCGGGUCUCCGGGUGUACGAAGGGACCAUCCUAAGCUCUCUCAAUGCUGAUGCAGCUCUGGAUGAUAAAACUAGCCCAGGCUGCACAAGUAUGAUCUCCUCCCUCUUUUUGUGUUUCGACUCUUUCAGAAUACUACCGGAACACACGUGGAGGUGCUUCAUGGGUUUGGAGCGCCUCGGCGAGGAAAAUGCCGUGUUCCAAGAAAUUGCUGCCAAGUUCGUUAUGUUCGCCGAGGAAUGGGUAGAUUGGUACGAGAGCCCUUGCCCAGAAGAAGAUCCGUUGCCGGGAGACUUCGCCACAGCCGGAGAGAUUCAGACUCUGUGCAUCCUUCGGGUGCUGCGGCCUGACAGAAUAACAUUCGCCCUUCGCAAGUUCGUCUCAAAAGUCUUGGGCGAAAAUUUUGUCGCUCAGCCUCCGUUCUCCAUGCGGAGUGUGUACGAAGAUAGCUCGGCGUCUACGCCAAUCUUGUUUCUCCUAUUUCCUGGCAUGGAUCCUGCAGCGUGGGUUGAAGGUCUAGGGCGAGAGAUGAAUAUCAGCACGACCAACGAGAUGCUGUCCAAUACCUCAAUGGGUCAGGGCCAAGAGUCUAAGGCGGAGCGCACGAUAAAAAAGUUCGUGCAAAAGGGUGGGUGGGUCAUGCUGCAAAACGUUCACCUCAUGCAGUCGUGGCUACCCACAUUGGUCUUGACACUCGAGGGGAUUAGUGGCAAGGUCAACGAGACGUUCCGGUGCUUCCUCUCAGCAGAGCCCCCUCCACUACCCACGAUGCAAAACAUGCCAGAAGCUCUCCUCCAGGUAGCCAACGAGGCACCUGCAGAUCUACGGUCAAACCUGCAGCGAUCUUGGGCAAUGUUCGAUCAGGAGAAGCUCGAUUCAUGUACGGCAGCGAAAGAGUUUAGAGCUUGUCUCUUCGGGCUCUGCUUCUUCCACUCACUUGUUUUGGGUCGUCGACGCUUCGGGCAGCUGGGUUGGUCGCGGUCCUACGGGUUUGCAGCAGGGGACCUCAACAUUUGCGCCAACAUCCUCCACAGCUACUGGGAAGCCGCGGUUUCCGCGGACGGACGCGGUGCACCUUGGCAGGAGUUGCGCUACAUCUUUGGGGAGAUUAUGUACGGGGGUCACAUCACUGACUUCUUCGAUCGUCGAGUAACGACAUCCUACCUGGAGGAAAUAUUUGAUCGAGGGAUUUUCGAAGGGAAACCGCUAGCACCUGGAUUCGCUGCCCCCGAACCAGAGGGCAUGGAUCACCACCUCUAUAGCGUAUAUAUCAAGAAUUCCCUGCCGGAAGAGACGCCGGGCAUGUUCGGGAUGCCAGCGAACGCAGAAACUGGAUACCUGACCAACGCUGCGGAUGAGAUAUUUGCUGCGUUCUCGAGGUUGGAGACUGUGGGUGCCGGUAGCUCUGCAAGCAGACAGCACGAGGAAGAUGAUUCAAGCGUAGCUUCCACAGCAACUGGACGUACGGUAGUACCCGGUUUCACAACGGCAGACUCUAUUCGACAGCGUCUCCUACCUUCCCUGCCAACAAGUUUCGACGUGAACACUAUCGAAGCGCAGGCGAGAAGUCUCCUCGACACGGAGCAGGGUCCCUACGUGGUGGUAGCAGUUCAAGAGUGCAGUCGAAUGAAUGUUCUCCUGUUUGAACUGAAGCGUUCUCUUCUAGAGCUUGUGAAAGGAAUGGACGGUCAGCUUAACAUGACUCAAGCGAUGGAAGAUCUGCAAACAGCCCUUGCCAAAAAUGAGGUGCCAGGGCGUGACCUGUAUAGCACUUGCUCGUGGGAACGUCACGCGUGGCCAUCGCGAAAAACUCUGUCGUCGUGGCUGGCGGAUCUAGUGGAACGGGUUGGGCUUCUUCGGCGGUGGACAGCAAAGUUGUCAACACUUCCGAACCCGUUGUGGCUCCCCGGACUUUUUAACCCAACGGCAUUUCUAACGGCCUUAAAGCAAGUGACUUCGCGCAAGCUCGGCUUGCCCCUCGACAAAAUAACUGUGGAGACCCGGGUGACAUGCAUGGAAACAUCCGAGGAAACCGCGGCAGUCGGAGCCUUGCCACCUCAGGGUGCAUUGGUUAACGGAUUCUUCAUUGAAGGUGCCAGGUGGAAUCGCUGCGGCCAGGCAGACGAAGACGAGGAGGAGCUGGAGGACAUUUCAGCACGGCUCAGGCUGAUUGCAGAGAGAAGAGCGGCUGAGGAAUCUGUGGAGGAAAUAAUGCGGUCGGAAGGCCAUCUGGCCGACUCGCGCCCCAAGGACGUGAUGUCGUGGCUACCUGUUGUCUACGUUAAGGCCGUGCCAGUGGUGAAUGCAUGGACGCCGACUUCGGUGGGGUACAUGCGCGGAGAAAAGGGCCUAUAUGACUGCCCUGUUUAUCUCACGUCCAAUCGUGGGCCACACUACGUUUUCUUGGCGAGCCUCCGUACAGUUGACCCCGCUCGAAAGUGGGUGGUGGCCGGCGUUGCCCUAGUGAUGCAGUCGGAUGUGUAG
This is a messenger RNA of Ectocarpus sp. CCAP 1310/34, 3084 nucleotides long. NCBI's taxonomy places the organism in Eukaryota, Phaeophyceae, Ectocarpales, Ectocarpaceae. The record is from the annotation of a GenBank genome assembly.